Knipowitschia caucasica is the source of this 933-nucleotide messenger RNA. The record is from the annotation of a GenBank genome assembly. Lineage: Eukaryota; Metazoa; Chordata; Actinopteri; Gobiiformes; Gobiidae.
AUGUGUUCCUCAGAAAAACCUCAGGAGAAUGAGAUCAGUGCUGUGGACUGUGAGGACCUGCUCAAUGUGAGAGUUCUGUUGCUGGGACAGAACCGGAUCAGGUCCACAGGAGGUCUGAGGGGCGCCAGGAACCUGCUUAGACUGGACCUGUCCCACAACCGCCUCACACGCACCGAGGUCUUGGCAGUGAGCAGCAGCGUGGCCUUGUGUCCGUUUAUUCGAGAGGUCUGUGUGGAAGGGAAUCCUCUGCUGCAGGAGCCUGACUGGAGUUCUGCGGUGGAGGCGGAACAGGUGUCCACAGCCACAGCUAGCGGGUAUGGUAAUGCCGUGGUGGCGGCAAGAGCUAGCAUCAUCACAGACACUGUGACAGAUCCCAAAGGGAACCUGGAGGUAGAGGAUGAUAAUCAAGUGGACCAGGCCCUCACUGCUCUCCAUUCUCGUUUUAAACAGCUACAAGAGUUUGGCAACUUGUUUGGUUUUCUUUUUUAUCUCUCGAAACUGCGUGAAGUGGAGGACAUUGACCUGCGACGACAGUGUGCAACACUUAGUGAUGCUCUGAACGUGUCAGAAUCUCAACAGGAUUUGAACGCACUGGACCUCUUCGUGGAGUUGAGGAUACUUCGAGAGAUGAUCCCAAAGGGAGCAACUACAGCCCUUAAAACACUUCGGUACCUUAAAUCCAUUGAAGGAACGUUCCCAAAUUGCGAGAUUGCGCUCAGGGUCCUGUUGACUAUCCCAGUAACGGUGGCAUCAGGGGAGCGAAGCUUUUCAAAGCUUAAAUUAAUUAAAAACUAUUUACGCACCUCGAUGUCACAGGACAGACUGUGCGGGCUUGCUCUUCUUUCUAUUGAAAAAGAAAUUGCAUCCAAAUUGGAUUAUAAAGACCUGAUUGCCGAGUUUGCGGCCAAGAAGGCGAGAAAAGUGACUCUAUGA